Messenger RNA from Anthostomella pinea, 771 nucleotides. The record is from the annotation of a GenBank genome assembly. NCBI's taxonomy places the organism in Eukaryota, Fungi, Ascomycota, Sordariomycetes, Xylariales, Xylariaceae.
AUGUACAGACCAACCCCACCCCCGCCGGUACCACCGCCGAAGCCCAGCAGUCACGACACCAGCCGCCUCGGCACGCCAGCGAUCACGAACUCUCCUCGACCACCGCCGCCCAUACCGGACCAUGGCUUCAAUUGCAUGGAAUCCAAAGGGAAGGCUCCGGCUACAGAUGCUUCGGGCUUGAUCCCAGCGCCGAUGGGGCAUGCGCAGACGCAGCCCAUACCAGACCCUGGCGAGCAGUGGCUGCCGAAGGUAUUGGAGGACAAGUCAAAGCAAGACCUCGCCGAGAUCCUCAGCAACCCCGAGCUCCUCAACGCGCUGACGGUCUCGCCGUCGACGAUCCACCCGUCGCUCGCCGCGACGCAGGACGCGCUUCUCGCGGCGCUGAACGACAACGUGGGACUGGCCUCGCACCUGACGGAGCUGGAGACGCGGCUGGCGCACCAGCGCGCCGCGACACAGGCGCAGCUGCUGUCGACGCACGCGCUCGAGCGGCAGUGGCGCGCCAAGCAGUCCGAGAUGGACCGCGCGCUGGCGCCCUUCAGCCCCGCCGCGCUGUACCAGCGCCUCGGCCGCGGCCUGCAGGAGCAGGAGAUGAUGUGCGUGGCGCUCGAGGAGAGCUUCCUCGAGGGCGACGGCGCGGACGAGAACGGCGCCACGGAGCGCGAGACCCUUGAGUGGGUGCGUCGGUACCGCGAGGCCAAGAGGCUGUACUACUUGCGUGCUGAGCGCAGGGAGCGGUGGAAUGAGCGCCGGGUUGGGGGGUGGCGGUGA